Uncinocarpus reesii 1704 is the source of this 990-nucleotide messenger RNA. RefSeq lists its product as uncharacterized. Gene Ontology annotation, biological process: peptidyl-serine phosphorylation; positive regulation of DNA-templated transcription; peptidyl-threonine phosphorylation. Bases 1 to 990 code for a protein of 329 amino acids. Lineage: Eukaryota; Fungi; Ascomycota; Eurotiomycetes; Onygenales; Onygenaceae. The transcript is spliced from 3 exons. The record is from RefSeq and is a predicted model, not a curated record. Gene Ontology annotation, cellular component: nucleus. Gene Ontology annotation, molecular function: transcription coactivator activity; protein serine/threonine kinase activity; ATP binding.
AUGGCUUCCACUGGCACCACUCCUGCUACCACCUCGAUCGAAGUCACCGCAACAGUCCCCCAACCCCCUGACGACACGGACGACAACGGUUAUUACUUCGGCAAUUCCGAUGAAGAAGAUGACGUGUAUGAGCGUGCAGAACCUUGGGAAAGGUAUCGCAAAAACAACAACUCUCGCGUAUUCUAUCCCAUCCGCAUUGGCGAAGUGCUCAACCAGAGAUAUCGCGUCGAGCAUAAACUGGGCUAUGGCGGCUUUUCCACGGUGUGGAUGGCGCACGAUCUGCUGAAGAAAACAGACGUGGCCCUCAAAAUAAUGUGCGCUGGCGAUUUCGGCGAGCAUGAGUUUCUCAUGCAGGAGAAAAUCCUUCAGAAUGUUCAAGAUACCUCUCACCUUGUUACAUAUCUGGCAACCUUCUGCCUUUGUGGAGAUGGCUGCAAUCACCGGGUUCUGGUCUUUCCCUUGCGAGGCCCGGCCGUUGAUUUGUAUGCGAGUCGGAAGCCAAUGGCCUCUCGCAUGUCGGCUGCCAGACAACUCUUGAUGGCCUUGGAUAGCCUACACAAGGCUGGGAUCGUGCAUCGUGAUCUGAACUCCAGGAAUUGUAUGUGGGGUAUAAAGCCUCUUGAUCGUCUCAGCAGGGGCGACAAGUACAAGAAAAUUGGCCGGCCGUUGAAGCAAGCCAUAACUCAUAUCCCGGACCUAUGGAAACCAGGAGAGCUAGUUGUGCCCCUCACAGUUCCUGAAGAGCUACGGACAGAAAUGUUCUAUCUUGGCGACUUCGGUCAGGCAACGCAAAUUGGCUCUGAAGCUCCAGUAGGCAGCCCGCCUGUUGCUUAUUGCUCCCCCGAGAGGAUUCACAACAAAGCCCCAACUCCUGCUUGUGAUAUGUGGAGCUACAUGUGCAUCUUUAUGAAGCUCUAUUUUGGUUUUGUUCCCUUCCAUGCUUACUGGGAAGGUGGAGUGAUAACCAGCAUUGUCAGACCUGGAGGCUGA